This is a messenger RNA of Anguilla anguilla (European eel), 18442 nucleotides long. RefSeq names its product protein piccolo-like. The coding region runs from base 255 to 16853 and encodes 5532 amino acids. The transcript has 28 exons. NCBI's taxonomy places the organism in Eukaryota, Metazoa, Chordata, Actinopteri, Anguilliformes, Anguillidae. The record is from RefSeq and is a predicted model, not a curated record. Gene Ontology annotation, cellular component: cytoskeleton of presynaptic active zone; GABA-ergic synapse; axon. Gene Ontology annotation, molecular function: structural constituent of presynaptic active zone; protein binding; metal ion binding. Gene Ontology annotation, biological process: presynaptic active zone assembly; protein localization to synapse.
UGUCAAAGGAGGAACAUGCGCGUUGGUGCGAGAGGGCUGGGAGAGGUUUGGACUCGGGAGCUCUUUAACCUCCAUCCGCGGCGGUAGCAGGGAUGCGCGAGACAAACGGCGGAUACCGCGGAAGGGCUGGCUAAAGAUGGAGGGCUAAUUCACGAUGCAAAGCGGGCAGAGAAGUCGAAUCGCAGUGGGAUUUCUGCCGUUCGAAGCGCUUACCUUCUGAAUCCGUCGGGCAUCGUUCCGAUCGGGGAUCGGUCAUGGGGAACGAGGCGAGUGCGGAGGGUGGGGAAGGGGGGCUCGCUGGAUUGCCAGGAGGGGACGCAUCCGAUGGCAAAGGGGGCUCCGUUCAGGUCCCGGCAGGAAUGGAGGCGGAUCUAAGCCAGCUGAGCGAGGAGGAGAGGAAACAGAUCGCCGCUGUAAUGUCAAGGGCGCAAGCGAAGCCUGGAAGCGCAAGGGAUGCGCCGUCGCAAAGGAAACCCGAGGUGGACGCGAGCCGUCGGCCGCAGCGGACAGGACAGCCCUCCUCCGCCCAGGGCCCUUCCGGGAUAAGCAAGAGCCAGACGGUUGAUGCCCUCCGGGCGGGUCCGGCAGGCAGGCAGGCCCCGCCGGGGAAGAGCCCGUCGUCCGCCGGCCUCGCGGAGCCGCGCCCGCGGCCCGAGGCCAAAGACCCGCCCCGAGCCGCCAUGUUCUCCUCCAACUUCCUGAGCGGGGCCAACCCGCUGAGCGCCGUCUCCUCCGCCGUCAACAAGUUCAGCCUGUUCGGGGAACAGGGGGAGGAGGGGGAGGAGGAGGAGGAGGAGGAUGAGGAGGAAGAGGAGGAGGAGGUGAAGGGGAAACCGGCCCAGCAGCAGGGACAGAAGGCCGGCACCGGGAAAGCCCCGCAGAAGCAGCAGGGGGGUCCUCCAAAACAGGGACAAGGGGCCCCACAGCAGAGAGGCCCUCCUCAGCAAGCGUCCGGAAAGCCUGGACCCCAACCGCAGGGCCCCCAGGGGCCUCCAAAACAAGGGGGGCCACAACAGCAGGGCCCCCAGGGGCCUCCAAAACAAGGGGGGGCACAACAGCAGGGCCCCCAGGGGCCUCCAAAACAAGGGGGGGCACAACAGCAGGGCCCCCAUGGGCCUCCAAAACAAGGGGGGCCACAACAGCAGGGCUCCCAGGGACCUCCAAAACAAGGGGGGCCACAACAGCAGGGCCCUCCCCAUGGUGGACCCCAGCAUCCAGGGCCUGGAAAGCCUGGGGCCCAACAGCAGGGCCCUCAGGGGGCUGCAAAGCAAGGAGGCCCCCAACUGCAGGGCCCUCCUCGCAGUGGAUCCCAGCCUCAGGGCCCUGGAAAGCCUGGGCCCCAGCUGCAGGGCCCACCGGGACCACCCGGGGCUCAACCUGCAGGGCCCGCCCCUCAGGGACCCGGCAAAGCCGGUCCGCCGGGCCCGAAAUCCCUCUGCCCGCUCUGCAAGAGCACCGAACUGAACCGGCACAGCGCGGAGCGGCCCAACUACAGCACCUGCACCCAGUGCCAGGCCGUGGUGUGCAGCCUCUGCGGCUUCAGCCCGCCAGACUCCGUGGGGAAGGAGUGGCUGUGUCUGAACUGUCAGAUGCAGCGGGCGCUGGGGGGCGUGGACCCCCCCGGGCCCCCCGUGGUGAAGCCCCAGGCGUCGCCCCUGAAGCAGACCCCGAAGGCCGAGCCCAGCAAGCCGCCGGAGACCAAGAGGCCCUCCCCGCUCACCAGACCGCAGACUGGCCCGGACGCUGGGAAGCCGGCCACCCCUCCAGCCACCCCGCCGCCUGCUCAGAAAGGCCCCGGUCCGUCCACCCCGCCGCCUGCUCAGAAAGGCCCCGGUCCAAAAGGCCCCGGUCCGUCCACCCCACCGCCUGCUCAGAAAGGCCCCGGUCCAAAAGGCCCCGGUCCGUCCACCCCGCCGCCUGCUCAGAAAGGCCCCGGUCCAGCCACCCCACCGCCUGGUCAGAAAGGCCCCAGUCCAAAAGGCCCCGGUCCGUCCACCCCACCGCCUGCUCAGAAAGUCCCCGGUCCAGCCACCCCACCGCCUGCUCAGAAAGGCCCCGGGCCAAAAGGCCCCGGUCCGUCCACUCCACCGCCUGCUCAGAAAGGCCCCGGUCCAGCCACCCCAGCGCCUGUUCAGAAAGGCCCCGGUCCGUCCACCCCACCACCUUCUCAGAAAGGCCCCGGUCCGUCCACCCCACCGCCUGCUCAGAAAGGCCCCGGUCCAUCCACCCAACAGCCUGCUCAGAAAGGCCCCGGUCCGUCCACCCCACCGCCUGCUCAGAAAGGCCCCGGUUUGGCUACAGGGCAGCCCAAGCCAGCAGGACCACUGCCUGUUUCAACACAGGACUCCGCCCAGCCAGGGCAACAAGGUCCCCAGCAAAAGCCGCCCCAGCAAACGCCCCCCCAGCAGACGCCGAAAAGCAGCCCGGGUCCCUCCCCCGCCAAGUCCGCGGCUCCCCCGCAGGCUCCGCCCCCCAGGCAGCAGGAGUCCGGCUUCUUCGGCCUGAGCUUCGGCUCCAGGCCCCAGGUCGCGCCCGCCCAGCCCGCCCCCGGCCCGUCCGUCUCGGGCAAGGUGUUCGGCUUCGGGUCGUCCAUCUUCAGCUCCGCCUCCAGCCUCAUCGCCUCCGCGGUGCACGACGAGCCCCCCGCCGCCGCCGCCGCCGCCCCCCCGGCCUCUCCCCGAAAACUGGCCGAAGCCGAACCGCGGCAGGCCAAGGCCCCGCCCCAGGCUGCCCCCAAACAGGCCGCCGAGCCCCCCUCCUCCACCCCGCCUCCCAAAGCGACCGAACCCGCCCCACCUCCUUCUAAAGCGGCCCAACCCGCGACCCAACCCGCCCCUCCUCCCCCCAAAGCCAGCGACCCCACCCCCCCUCUGGAGACCUGCCCUCUCUGCAAGGUGGAGCUGAACCUGGGCACCGGCGCCCCGCCCAACUACGACGUCUGCACCGAGUGUCGGCAGACCGUCUGCAACCUGUGCGGGUUCAACCCCAUGCCCCACCUCACGGAGAAAGAGUGGCUCUGUCUGAACUGCCAGACGCAGCGGGCCCUGGCAGGACAGCUGGGGGACAUGGGCAGUAUGCCCCCUCCGAUGCCCGUGCCGACGAAACCGCAGCCGCCAGCCGGCACGGCACCCAAGAGCCAGCCUUCCCCCGCCAAGCAGCCGACCGCACCGGUCGUCGCGGCGUCCGCCCCGCCCAAACCUGCGCCCGGCCAACCAAAGACAGACCCGGCCAAGGCUGCCGCCCCGGCCCAGACCGUUCAGGCCCCUCCUCCGGAGAAGGGAGCAGCGAGGGCGGCCGCGGGCGACCACGCGCCACCACAGAAGCCCGGCGUGGCAGAAAGGCAGAAAGAGAACAGUGAAGUUGGAGUGGUAGAGACAGAAGAUAAGAAAAUGAUGGCGGAAGCAACCAAUCAGCAGGAGAAAGGAGGUAAAUCUGACACCUCGGGUUCUUCACAACAGAAGAGUCCUCAAGGCUUAAGCGACACAGGGUACUCAUCUGAAGGUAUCUCAGGGUCACUGGGCGAAAUUCCCUCAGUUGUUCCAAUAAUGGAGAAAGAGCCAUUGAUUGAAUCUGUCCAAAAGGAUACUGUCAAACAAGACACAAGUCCGACAAGUCCCUCGGACCUAGCCAAGUUGGAGAGUACAAUGCUUCCGAUAUUAGAAGCUCAGACAUUCAGGACUAGGAAGGAAGAUCCCUGCAGCACUUACGAAGCAGAGACCGAGCGACACAGGAAAAAAAUAUUACCAGUUUCCUCUGAAUCGUACAGUUCAGGAGAAGAAGCACUUCAAACUGCCCGAGAGACGGAUACAUCUUUUGCGAAGGAGCCCGCUGGCGACUCGGUUGCCAGGAAGGAACGCAAGAAACUGCACGUGCUCACAGAAGCGGCGCCGGGGAGGAGGCAGCACUUCGACUCGGUUGACGACAGCAGCGAGAGCGAGCCGUCGCCCCAGCUGCAGAGGAGAAGGAGACUCAGCACCACGUCGUCCAGCAGUGAGGACUACAAAAAAGAUAGUCCAUGUUCCGGAGAUGAGGAGGAGUUCAUCCGGAAACAGAUUAUGGGGAUGACCGCAGACGAGGAGCCGUCACCCUCAGAUGAGGAUAGUUACGUGCACGAGCAGAUCAGGGAACAGGAGCAGCAACGGGAAGAAGAGGAGAGAAAAAGCGAAGAGAAAAGUGCAUCCGAGAAAUUACAACCUCUCGUCAGAAAGGGCAGCAUUGGUCAGGAGGAUGAGUCUACAAGACGUCACUUACUACCGGAGACCGAGGUGCCAGAGACCAAAACAGUGAGUCUAGAGGACCGGGAAAGCUUAAGUGAAGCCGAAGGCAUGCGACACUUCAAGCCAAUUGAGCUCAACAGUAAAGCAGCAGCUCUCGAGCGGCAGGCUACGGACGACGGGGACCAAGAAGUGGAGAGCCUCACCGAAUCACCUGACGACAGGUCGAGGGGCGAGGGGUCGUCCAGUGUGCAUGCAUCUAGCUUCACGCCAGGGACGUCCCCCACCUCAGUGUCCUCGCUAGACGAGGACAGCGACAGCAGCCCGAGCCGCAAGAGAAUGACCAGCGAGGGGAAGCACAGGAAAUCCCGGCACAGACAGCACGGCCAGAUGCUCCCAACCAUCGAGGACUCGUCUGAAGAGGAAGAGAUGCGAGAGGAAGAGGACCUUCUCAGGGAACAGGAAAUGCAGCGGGAGAUUGAUCACCAGCAGGGGAAGAAGGGGAAAAAAUCAAAGAGAGACAAAGAGGAGCUGCGGGCCCAGAGGAGACGAGAAUAUCCGAAAACACCGCCAAGCAAUCUCUCUCCUAUUGAGGAUGCCUCGCCAACAGAAGAGCUGCGCCAGGCUGCGGAGAUGGAAGAGCUCCACAAAUCCUCUUGCUCUGACUACUCUCCAAGCAUUGAGUCUGAACCAGAGGGGUUUGAAACAAGCCUCAGCCCUCUUGCGCAGAAAGACGACCAGCUGUCGACAUCAACUUCAGCCUAUUCUCCAACUGAUGAGCCACCUGUGACCAAAGAUACAACACAGAAAGUUUUAAAGAGCGCAGAUGAAGCCUACGAGGAGCUAAUGCAGAAAGCUAAAACUCUUGAAGGUGAGGAGAUGGAACCACCACCGGAGAUAGAACCACUUUACAGUGGCAUGGUAAUCGAAGACUACAUGUAUGAGUCAUUAAUUGAAGAGCAGGGCACUUUGGCAGAAUGUGUGGCUGAGCAGCAAGACUCCAGCAAGAUCUCGAUUCAGCAGCCCUUGAAGAAACUCAGAUCACCAGAUGAAGUGUAUGAAGAUAUGAUGCAGAAAAGGAAAGAAAUGAUGCAAAAAGGACAGGAACUUCAACAAACACGGCCAAUAAAUGAAACUCCUGUGCUUGAGACAGUUUGCCCACCUGCUGUUUACGAAACUUGUUAUGUUCCCAUGCCUGCAAGUGACACAGCUUCCCCAGGAAAGGAUGGAAAACCACUUUUAGAUGCUGAGGCAGCAUAUGAGGAAUUAAUGAAACAGCAAAGAAUGAAUCGUACACAUGGAAGCAGCCCAACCCAGCCGGUCUCUAAUCAACAUGAUUCACCAGAGGUGAUUGUGAUUCCCUCAGGGGCUGCUGUUGAAGAGGUUCAAGAAGAAUCCAUAGUGUCAAUUCCAGUUAUUGCUCAAGAGCCUAGUGUUGAGACAUCGAUUGUUUCUUCUGAUGCUGUAAUCCACAGAUCCCUCUAUCCCAUUCCUGACCUGAAAAUUACGCAGUGUUCCUCUGGGGAAGAGGAUAUUGAAGAAGAGAACAGUUUUGAUCAAGAAGAGGAGCCAGUUUCUUCAUCCGACAUUCCACAAGCCAGUCAAACUGUAGUCAAAGAACAACCAUCACCUGAAAGCUCUGUACCUACAGCAGAACCAGGAGAUGGUGCUGCUGACCAAGAACUAAUAUCAGUUGUUAGUGAAGUUCCACAGCCACAGGAGACUCCAGCUCUUGCUCCUACUCCAACUCCAGCCAAGGCUUCUGUUGCUGCUCCAGCUCCAACUCCUUCUCCACCUCCAGCUGCAGCUCCAACUCCUGCUCCAGCUCCACCUCCAGCUGCAGCUCCAACUCCUGCUCCAGCUCCACCUCCAGCUGCAGCUCCAACUCAUGCUCCAGCUCCACCUCCAGCUGCAGCUCCAAGCCCUGCUCCACCUCCAGCUGCAGCUCCAACUCCUGCUCCAGCUCAACCUCCAGCUGUAGCUCCAAGUCCUGCUCCACCUCCAGCUGCAGCUCCAAGUCCUGCGCCACCUCCAGCUGCAGCUCCACGUCCUGCUCCACCUCCAGCUGCAGCUCCAAGCCCUGCUCCAGCUCCACCUCCAGCUCCAACUCCUGCUCCAGCUCUACCUUCAGCUCCAACUCCUGCUCCAGCUCAACCUCCAGCUGUAGCUAAAACUCCUGCUCCACCUCCAGCUGCAGCUCCAAGACCUGCUCCACCUUCAGCUGCAGCUCCAAGUCCUGCUCCAGCUCCAGCUGCAGCUUCAGCUCCUGCUCCAGCUCAACCUCCAGCUGUAGCUAUAACUCCUGCUGCAGCUCCAACUCCUGCUCCACCUCCAGCUGCAGCUCCACCUCCAAGUCCUGCUCCACCUCCAGCUGCAGCUCCAAGCCCUGCUCCACCUCCAGCUGCAGCUCCAAGUCCUGCUCCACCUCCAGCUGCAGCUCCAAGCCCUGCUCCACCUCCAGCUACUGCUCCAUCACCAACUCCACCUCCAGCUGCAGCUCCACCUCCUGCUACUGCUACAACUCCAGCUACUGCUCCACCUCCAGCUGUAACUCCAGCCAUAGCAUCUGCUCCAACACCAGCACUAACUCAAAGCCCAGCUCUUAUUUCAAAGCCUGUGUCAGUUGUUAAUGAAGUUCCACAGCCUAAAGCAACUCUGGAGUCGGUUGUAAAUGCUUCAACUCUGGUUUCAGAACAAACAUCUUUUGUUUGUGAUAUUCCAGAGCCACGACACAGUCCAGUUGAGAUCGUAACCACAUCUCCCAUCUCAGUAACUUCAACUCCAGUUUCAACUCCAGAUAAAAUUUCUGCUGUGUCUGACAUUCAGCAGUCAAGGCCUGUUCCAGAUCAAGGUCCUGUGCAAGUUUCAGCUCCAGCCUCUUGUUCGGUUCCAAGGUCAGAGUCAGUUGCAGUACCAGUCCCUGUUUUAGUUCCAACUCUUCCUGAAGCUGCAGUCACCUCAGAUACAGAUUCAGAGUCAAUUUCUGUUGUUUGUGAAGUUCCACUGAGAGAGGUCACUGUAGAUAUAAUAACAGCACCAGUUGCACCUCCAGUUCCAGUUCCAGAACCAGUCUCAGCUCCAAUCACUGUCAGGGUUCCGAGUACAGAACCAGUUUCAACUCCAGUCCAUGUUUCAGUUCUGAUUCCAGAGCCAGUUCCUGUCAUGGUUCCAGUUCCAGGACCUGUUUCAGUUCCAGUUCAUGUUUCAGCUCCAGUUCCAGGACCAGUUUCAGCUGCACUUCCUGUCAUUGUCCCAACUGCACAAACAGUACCAGCUCAAAUCCCUGCUCCAGUUUCAGUAUCAGAACCAGUUUCAGCUCCAGUCCAUGUUGCAGUUCCAAUUCCAGAACCAGAUGCAGUUCCCGAACCAGUUUCAGCUGCAGUCCCUGUCAUUAUCCCAACUGCACAAACAGUACCAGCUCAAAUCCCUGCUCCAGUUUCAGUAUCAGAACCAGUUUCAGCUUCAGUCCAUGUUGCAGUUCCAAUUCCAGAACCAGAUGCAGUUCCCGAACCAGUUUCAGCUGCAGUCCCUGUCAUUAUCCCAACUGGACAAACAGUAUCAGCUCAAAUCCCUGCUCCAGUUUCAGUAUCAGAACCAGUUUCAGCUCCAGUCCAUGUUGCAGUUCCAAUUCCAGAACCAGAUGCAGUUCCCGAACCAGUUUCAGCUGCCCUUCCUGUCAUUAUCCCAACUGCACAAACAGUAUCAGCUCAAAUCCCUGCUCCAGUUGUCAUUCCAGAACCAGCUUCAGUUCCGCUCUCUGCUAUGGGUCAAACUGCCGAAUCAGUUUCAGCUCCAGCUAUUGUUUCAGCCACACCUCCCGCCUCUGUUUCAGAACCUUCUCCAGUUCCCCCAGCUGAAAUCAUAGCACCCUGUCCCCCACCACAGCCACCUUUGACUACAUCAAUCACUUUGCCACAAACAGUUACAAAAAUCCCAGUGGCAGUGGCUAUCCCAUAUGUUGCCCCAGCAAGUUCCAUGACAUCAACACCCUCCCUGCCUAUAGAAACUGUGGUUGUGGACAUCCAACCUAAGAUGGAGGAUUCCCUCCUGUCUCAGUUUUCAGUUUCUGAGACAUCUGUUACUCUGCCUUUACCAGUGACUGUUUCAAGUAUAAUCUCUGCUGCACCAGUAGCUCUCUCUGUUUCCCCACCUGAAAUGCAGACUGCUCAAGGACAUGUGGUUAUUUCAGUGCCUAGCGUAGAUAGUAUUUCUGUGAUUGCCCAUGCAACACAAGAUAUAGUGGCCAGUGCUGUAUCAGUGGCAGCUGCUUGUCCUGUGAUUGAAGCUACAAGUCAGAUCAGUUCGACACUUCCUCCUCUUAGUUCAUUUUCAGACUCUACACCUACUGCUGUUGUGAGUGUUCCACCAAUACCUACUUUACCUCAAUAUGCUCCUGUUGUGUCUAGUGUAGUAUCCGCCACUGUUUCAGCCAGUGUCUCUACAACUCAGCCACUAACAUCUGCCCCACAAGUACCCCCCAAACCUCUAGCCCUGCUCAGAACCUCAUCUCAGGAAAAGGUGGACAUAUCUAUCAUAGCUUGUCCCCCUCCACCUCCACCGCCUCCACCCUUACCCCCUCCUACCCUACCUAAGCCAGCCCUCUACCCACAGAAGCCUCCAUUCGGCACCCCUCAGGUAUUUUCAUCUGCUGUGGCAGUGCCUGUUUCAACAACGAUGACAGCGGCUCAAGUAACAGUAACGACCACAGGCCCAACAGCAGUAAAAAUUUCGACAGGCCCUACUUACAAGCCGACCGUACCCCCUCCCGUACCGCCAAAACCUGCAACCAUUCCCGCUGGUUUGAUUUUCAGUCACAAACCAGGGGAAACUGUGAGACCUCCGGUUGCUCCAAAGCCAGUCGCAGCCCAGCAGAUGAUCACAGUGUCACAGGCAGGACCUGUAGCCCCAGUACGUACCAGUGACAUGACCCUGAAUCUGAGCGCACUUCCAGAAUGCAGGCUGAGUGCCACAUCACCCAGAUCUCCUUUGUCCCCCAGAUACGCCAGCUCUCUCCAUGAAACUUAUGUGGUCAUCACGUUACCAUCGGAGCCUGGUACUCCCAUCGAAGGCAUUAUGACCCAAGCUCCCACAAGUCCAGCCGCAGUGUCCCCAUCAAAACAGCAGCCGCAGUCGGCGCCUGCAGCCCCAGUAGCUUUCACUCAGUAUACAAAAUCAGUGGAGAGCCAAGAAAUACAGGGAUCGGAGAAAGUUCUUUCGAGCAUGAGUCAUGUCUAUUCCUCCAUUUCGACUGCAGCGCAGCCCGCUGAAACUCUGCCCAGCCUUGUCGCCCAGGUCGUAACCACGGAGGUCCAAAGAACCACGGUGUCUGUUGUCCGUGAAAGACUGCCUGGGACGCCCCCGUCUCCGGCAACAAGAGCAGACAGCGUUGCCAUCGCCAUUCCCCCAGAAACUGCAAAAAUCCCGCCAAAGCCGAAAGAGAAUGGGAGGAUGUACUACUCUUCAGAUGUUGUUGAUCUUCGAACCUUGAGGCUCAAUGUCGAAAUGACUGAUAAAGGGUUGGAUCUAUCUGCCCCGAAUUCAAGACGACAGUCUUUCUCCAGCGACAGCAGUGGGCGCCAGACAAGUGCAGUGCAGCCAGCGGUGGUGAACCUCAGUGCGGAGUCCGUGCCGGCUCCAACUCUGUCUGUGGUGACUGAUAGCAUUACCAUUGUUACUUGUACGGCCACAAUAGCUUACAAUAAUGGCGCUGCUGAUAGGCCGCUGGAUCUUGGACAUGUCGGGUCUACGUUAAUGCCUCUUCAGCUCACAACAUCCAAGCCAUUUGAGCCAGUUUCCCAGAUAAUAUAUAGAGCUUUAGAUUCCCAGCCCACACCUGUUUCCAAUGCAGAUGCCCCCAUUAAUCUGUCUUUUGGAGCCAUGACAAAUUUGGAACAUCUGGGGGCGCCUGUGACAGUUGCCCCAGCCAGCCUAACCAAUGGCAUCAGUCUUCCUUCACGUGUAGAGGCGGGGCUAGUUGGGGCCAUAGACCUGACCACAUCAAAGCCUCUUGAAACUAUGGUUGCUGGUGAUGGGUCUAAUUCAGCUGUGGUAAGCAGCAUCAUUGAAGACGACGGCAAGCCUGUGGACCUUACAGCCGGGAGACGUGUUAUUUGCUGUGAUGUGGUGUACAGUCUUCCUUUUGUAGGGAGCUGUGGAACACAGCAACCGCCAAUCACGCUAUCCGAAGACCACCUUGGCUACAAAGAUGAUAGUUAUCAGUACGAUCACACCGGCACCUGUGGUACUAAUGGUUCCGAUGGCGCGGCACCCUCCAUCUCUGAAAAUAAUUUAGGAGAGUCUGGGUUAUUGUUCUGCAAAAACAAAAACGGUUAUGGCUAUCCGAAUGGAGCCACGGAGGGUGCAGUGGACUUGACUGCUGGGAAGAUGUCCGCAGGUGAAAUUAUGGACUACUCAAGCAAGGGUGCAGGAGCCUAUUCUGGAAUGACCAUUCCUCAAUAUUCCCAAGCCAGAAUCACUCCUACUGUGGGAACACACUUUGGUGUAAAUAGUGUCCUCAGGUCCUCAAAUGGGGUGGUGUACUCUUCCAUAGCCGCACCAGUUCCAUCCACAUAUGCAAUCACUACCCAGCCAGGAUCACUAUUUAGUACAACAUACAACGCCUUGCCAGGAAUGCACGCUCAUGACACUGUGCCAGCAGCACCUCUGGAAGACCAGACCCUUUCACAGUCCUACAGUUUCUUACCCACUGCAGCCUCAGUGCAAGAACAAUCUGUCAGCCAAGAGAUGGGCGGGAUGUCUGCGGCGUUCCCCCAGCUGCUUCCCGCCGGGACGUCGCUCCACGACGCGUACACGGACGCGUCGCUGGAGGCCAUAGCUGCGUCGCUGGAGGCCUUGGCCUCUCCGCUGAUGGCGGACGACGCGCAGCAGCAGUACCAGAUGGAGCGAGACUUCCUGGAGCUGGAGAAGAUGAAGCAGUUCCGACUGGCCGAGGAGCUGGAGUGGGAGCGGCUGGAGAUCCAGAGGUUCCGCGAGCACGAGCAGCUGCUCGUCCAGAAGGAGCUGGAGGAGCUGCAGUCAAUGAAGCAGCAGCUCCUCCUGCAGCAGGAGGAGGAGCACCAGGCCCACCUGCUGAUGCAGCAGGAGACCUACGCCCAGCAGCAGCUCCAGCUGGAGCAGAUCCAGCAGCUCCAGCAACAACUCCAGCAGCAGCUGGAGGAGCAGAAAAUGAGACACUUGUACCCAUAUGGCUAUGAACCGUCGGAAGGAGGCUCACUCACUGGCUCCGAGCAGGUGCCCCUGGACCAGCAGUACGUAGCGGGAGACAACGGGCAGUACUGGCCGGUGCAGGACGACGCCACCACGUCAUCCUCAGCCACCGGCCUCGAACUGCAGCAGAACACCACCUGGUACACGGUUCCCACGGAGGGAGUCGCCCACUACAUCACCAGCUUGCCAAGCUCAACCGAAACACCACAGAACGAGAACCAAAGGCAUCUGCAGGUCGCCCAAAGGGCGACCACGGUUCCCAACAAGAAGAUCGUAGACAGCGGGGUUCAGACCGACGAGGAGGAUGGCACGGAGAAGGCCUACUCCGGACGGAAGAGGAGGAACAAGAAGAGCGUGGACUCCAGUGUCCAGACAGACGAUGAGGACCAGGAUGACUGGGAUAUCCCCGCGAGGAGCAGGCGUAGGUCACGCUCCAGCAAGCAGGGAUCCAAGGUCUCCAGCAUCGCCAUCCAGACUGUUGCCGAGAUCUCAGUGCAGACGGAUCCUUCCGGAACUAUCAAAAGGCCAUCGGUCAAGGCUCAGUUUGACACCAAGCUGGAGAUCGGAAGGCACGGCUCCUCGUUAGAAAGGACCUACAGAGGAGGCAGUGCAACCUGCCAGGCAGACACGGGCUCUGGCACGUCGUCUCCCGAGAAGGAUAGGAGGCGGCCCACCCCCUUAGAGAUCGGCUACAGCACCCACCUGAAGGCUGACUCCUCCCUCCAAGUCGCGCCUUCCCCUCCCAAGUCCCCCAAAGUGCUGUACUCGCCCAUCUCACCCCUGUCCCCGAGCAAAUCGAUAGAAAGAGCUCAAUAUGAUAAAUCCGUCGGGGAAGUGAGCCCCCAGAAAAUGUUGACUGCGGAUCCGUCUAAGCCCCCUCAAGGACGGACGAUGAAGGCCACGCAACGCUCCCAGAGUCCUGCAGAGGAGAGGGCUGGGGCUGGUUUCCAGUACGCCGACAUUUACUCAAGCAAAGGUUCGCAGAGCAGCACUCCGUCGGGCACUCAGAAGAAAGUGAAACGCACCCUCCCGAACCCGCCGCCGGAGGACGACGCCGCCGGCAGCCAAUCGGGAUACAGCACGGGCUCCGCCCGCCGGCGCCUGUGCAGGAACACCACCAUCGCCCGGGCCAAGAUCCUGCAGGACAUCGACCGGGAGCUGGACCUGGUGGAGCGGGAGUCCUCCAAGCUCCGCAAGAAGCAGGCCGAGCUGGACGAGGAGGAGAAGGAGAUCGACGCCAAGCUGCGCUACCUGGAGAUGGGCAUCAACCGGAGGAAGGAGGCCCUGCUGAAGGAGAGGGAGAAGCGGGAGAGGGCCUACCUGCAGGGCGUGGCCGAGGAGCGGGACUACAUGUCCGACAGCGAGGUCAGCAACAUCCGGGAGCCCCGGGGCGGGAACGGGCACGGGCGCGAGAGGCCCAGGACGGCGCCACAGUCCGAGCUCAACCAGUUCAUCCCGCCGCACACCCAGAACGAGGCCCGGUACGGCCAGUCGGAGGGUCCCUACGCCCAGUACCCCUACGCCCCGCAGACCCAGGCCGCUGCCACGCAGUACUCCCAGCAGACCCUCUACCAACCCUCCCUCUACCACCAGCAGGUGUCCCCGUACCAGUCCCAGUCCGUCUACUCCUCGGUGCCCACUCUCUCUUACCCCCAGAGCUCCCACCAGCCGUCCCAGCAGCAGGGCUACCAGCACUCCUCCCAAAUGCUCCUCCUGCAGCAGAAGGCCCGGCAGGCCACUCUGUCCGACCUGGAGCCCAAGAUCACCACCAACUACGAGGUCAUCCGCAGCCAGCCCCUCAUGAUGGGCUCUUCCUCGGCCGACCCCGGCUACGGCAUGGCGCACCUGGGCGGGGGCAAGUACGGCGGGCUGGACCUGAGGCUGGGCCUGGAGGAGCGGGGCAGCAUGGCCAGCAGCCCCAUGUCCAGCAUCUCGGCCGACUCCUUCUACGCCGACAUCGACCACCACAGGAACUACGUCCUCAUCGACGACAUCGGCGAGCUCACCAAGGGCUCGGCGGGGCUCUCCUCCGGCUUCUCCAUCCCGGACAAGGACCUGGCCAAGGCCGACCGGCUCCUGCGGGCCGCCGAGGUGCGACGCGCUGCCGAGGUAGCCGACUUCCUGGGGCCCUUGCAGACGUCGUCCAGGCUCCACCCCUACGGCAAAGGAGAGGAGGACUCCAUGGAGGAGCCCUACGAGCUGAAGCUGCUCAAGCAGCAGAUCAAGCAGGAGUUCCGGCGGGGCGCCGAGGGGCUGGACCACUUGACCGGCCUGCCGCACUACUACCCCGGUGAGAGCGGCUACAGGCACUUCCCCAAGGCGGAGAAGUACAGCAUCGGCAGGCUGACCCUGGAGAAGCAGGCGGCCAAGCAGCUCCCCGCCUCCGUGCUCUACCAGAAACAGGCCAAGCACAAAAAGGCCCUGAUGGACCCCAAGGUCACCAAGUUCUCCCCCAUCCAAGAGAGCCGAGACCUGGAGCCGGACUACGGCAGCUACCUGGGGUCCAGUGCCUCCUCGGUCAGCGCGCUGUCCUCCAGGGCGAGGCUGCUGCAGGACGAAAUCACCUUCGGCCUGAGGAAGAACAUCGCCGAGCAGCAGAAGUACCUGGGCUCCACCCUGGGGGCCAACCUGGCCCACUCCCUGAACCUGGGCCAGACGCUCAACCUGGGCCCGACCGUGCGCUCCUCCCUGGUGGACGACGGCACGUACCCCAGCGGUAGCAGGUCCAGGCCCUCCUCCAGGCCCUCCUCCGUCUAUGGCCUCGACCUCUCCAUCAAGAGGGACGCGUCCAGCUCCUCCCUGAGGCUGAAGCCGGACGGGGAGCCCCUGGACGCCUCCUUCGGCGCGGCCCCCGCGACGGCGAGAGUCAAGCCGACCAGCCUCCCCAUCAGCCAGAGCCGGGGGCGCAUCCCGAUCGUGGCGCAGAACUCCGAGGAGGAGAGCCCCCUGAGUCCCGUGGGCCAGCCCAUGGGCAUGGCGCGGGCGUCCGCCGGGCCCCUCCCGCCCAUAUCUGCGGACUCCAGGGACCAGUUUGGCUCCAGCCACUCCCUCCCUGAGGUCCAGCAGCAUAUGAGAGAGGAGUCCCGGACCCGCGGGACCUACGACCGGGACGUCGCCUUCAUGAUGGACGACCUGCAGGGGGCGAUGUCGGACAGCGAAGCAGGAGCCGCUUGCUGGGAUGCCGAAGCGUAUCACCUGCGCCACGAGGAGACCGAUUGGUUCGACAAGCCUCGAGAAGCGCGUCUGGAGAGCGCGCACGCGCUGGAGCGCAGACAGAUGAAACCAACUCACUACCCUUUCCCCCAUGCUAGAGUCAAGCUGCAGACAGAUCCGAAAGACCGCAGCGUGUCAGGGAACGGGUUGGGUAUAAGGGUCGUGGGGGGGAAGGAGAUUCCCGGGAGCAGCGGGGACAUCGGAGCGUACAUAGCCAAAGUGAUGCCAGGGGGCGCCGCUGAGCAGAUGGGGCAGAUUGUGGAAGGAAUGCAGGUGCUGGAGUGGAACGGGGUUCCUCUGACGGGGAAGACCUACGAGGACGUGCAGAGCCUGGUGGGCCAGCAGUGCAGCGGCGCGGAGCUGUGCGUCAGGCUGGACCUGAACAUGGUGUCGGAUUCAGACCACCCCCAGCACCUGGAGCUCCACAGCCAGGCGAAGGCUGAAAGGCAGAGAUCCCCGGGAGUCGACCCCAAGCAGCUGGCCGCCGAGCUGCAGAAGGUCUCCCAGCAGCAGGCGCCCUCUGCGGGCGCGUCCGGCGCGGAGAAAGGACCCCACCUCCACUCGGGCACGGCGUCGGCCGCCUCCAGCGCCGUGCCCAGCCCGGGCCAGCCCGGCUCGCCGUCCAUCAGCAAAAAGAGGCACAGCAGCAAGUCUGCGGAAACCGUGAAGUCUCAGGCCCACCCCAUCACCGGGGAAAUCCAGCUUCAAAUCAAUUACGACAAGAACCUCGGCAAUUUGAUCGUCCACGUCCUGCAGGCGAGGAACCUCGCCCCCAGGGACAACAACGGCUACUCGGACCCGUUCGUGAAGGUCUACCUGCUGCCGGGGAGAGGCCAAGUCAUGGUUGUCCAGAACGCAAGCGCCGAGAACAAAAGGAGAACAAAGCACAUGCAGAAAAGCGUGAACCCGGAAUGGAACCAGACGGUCAUCUAUAAAAACAUCCACCUGGAACAGCUGAAGAAGAAGACCCUGGAAGUGACCGUGUGGGACUACGACCGAUUCUCGUCCAACGACUUCCUGGGAGAGGUGCUGAUCGACCUGUCGAACACAGCUCAGCUGGACAACACCCCGCGCUGGCUCCCCCUGAGGGAGCAGAACGAGGGCGCGGACCACGGGACGUCCCGCUCGAGGCCGGGCGGCCAGCAGUCCCCCAAGCCCUCCGUCAUCAAGAGCCGGAGCCACGGCAUCUUCCCCGACCCGUCCAAGGACAUGCAGGUGCCCACUAUUGAGAAAUCUCACAGUAGCCCCGGCAGUUCCAAGCCGUCCUCGGAGGGGCAGGCGCGCUCUCACGGACCGCCCCGCUGUCAGGGCGUCGGCCCGGAGGACGCGGGCGUCGCCAUAGCGACCGCCGAAGCAGCCGCCCAGCAGCAGCAGCAGCACCGCCUCCAACCAAUUCGUAAAAAGAGGCGGCACAGACACAGCCUAGACGGGGCGCCGGCAAUUCAAAGGACUCAGUCUGACUAUCUGCCCGCGCCGGCCAAUGAGAGCAAAGACACGAGUCGCCUGGCCAUCAGGAAAGCGAUGUCUGACGGAACUCCGAGCGCGGAAGGAGCCAGGCCCGGUCACCGAGCAACCGACGACUCCAUGACGACGGCCUCCUCCGUCAACAGCCUGGGCGGCAACGACUGCAGUCUGGAGGGAGAGGGCGGAGCCAAUGCCGUCGACAGCGCCAUCUUCCAGGUCCCCCGCAUCGGGAAGCCUCUCCCAAAUGGCUCGGACAAGACCAGGGGGCCGGACGCUCUGAAGCCACCUGUAGGGAUCGGAGACGCGGAGGGUAAAACGCAGAUGAUGGGGGAGAUCAAAAUUGCCCUAAAGAAGGAGCUGAAGACAGAGGGAGAGCAGCUCAUCGUGGAGAUCCUCCAGUGCAGGAACAUCACCUACAAAUUCAAGACCCCCGACCACCUCCCAGACCUGUACGUGAAGCUCUACGUGGUCAACGUGGCGACGCAGAAGCGAGUGAUCAAGAAGAAGACGAGGGUGUGCCGGCACGACCGGGAGCCGUCCUUCAACGAGACGUUCCGCUUCGCCAUGAACCCCGCGGGGCACUCCAUCCAGCUCUUCCUGGUGUCGAACGGGGGGAAGUUUGUGAAGAAGACGCUGAUCGGCGAGGCCUACAUCUGGCUGGACAAGGUGGACCUGCGGAAGCGGGCGGUGAGCUGGCACAAGCUGCUGGCCAGCUCCCUGCAGACCCACCCCUAGGAGACUGGCGGAGAGGGGUCGCGGAAAGGUCAAGGGGCGGGGCCCCGCAGGCCAGGCCGGGGUCUUAAAGGAAGGGAGGUUGGGAAUGUCCGGGGACGCUCCCCUUUUUUGCGGGGAGCGAGUGGGCGGAGCUUAUGAGCCGAGGACACGCCCCCACCCCCCCCACCGUCAUUUUCCCAGCCGAAAACCCAGGCGGGAGGAGGAGCCUGGCGUGAGACGGACAGGCGCUCACGGGGGAAGGGGGGGGGGGUGGGGAGGAGGGGCCAAGGAACGAGGUGGCGGGACGCCGGACCGGCCAUCUUCCCGCGACGGGGGCCGGCACGCACCGAACCCCGCGCCGCAGCCAAACCUGACGUCGCAAUGUCACACCCCAGCCCCGCCCCCCACCCGGCCCCAUCGUCACGCCGCCUCUGCAGGAGGGAACAAGCCACAGAAACGUGCCGGUUUAUUCCGUUUUUACAUUCAUUCGCAGAAUCCAUUUUCCUGCCGUUUGCAUUGCAGUAUUCCACCAACCGGAGACACAGUUCAUUCCUGGUAGACAGCUUUUUUAAAUUAUUAUUCAUGAGUCUGUCUUGAUCAUGAUUUGAGUCGAUCUACAAAGCUGCAGUCCAUAUUUUUAUUUUUGUAUUUCGUUUUUUUUUCACCUGAAUACUGGAACAAAGGUUCAACAAAGAAUUGUGGUCAGGGAACAGAGAAUCUAUUAUACUUUUCACCGUAUAAUAAUAUCGUAGAUACAUAUUUUUCUUCUUAAAAAGUAUGCUUGUGACUGAAGGCAAGGCCGUAAAAAUGGAAAAUCCUCUUUUUGCUGCUAGACCCCUGUGUCUUAACUCAUACGUGUAUAUUCGCAUAUAGAUAUAUGAGAAAUACAAGUUGGAAAAAUGUACAAAGUAUGCAUUUAAAAGAUACCUGAAAGAAACUAUAGAGGUCAGUGUGCAUGGAUGUAGUUAUGGUGUAAAAUCACACUCAUGCACAGAAAUGAAAUUAGUUUAUUCAUGUAAUAAAUAAGAUUUAUUUUGUACAUAUUGGAGUAUUUUGUGCGAAAAAAUACACAUAUAUAUCCUGUCACAGACAAUCCUGUUGGUUGAUUAUGGUGUAAGGUGUUAUAAAUAUGUAACAUUGAGCACAAGUGAAAGAUAAAUGAUUAAAUAUGUACUGAGAACGGAAUUCAGAGAGAACAACUACUGUAUAAAAUUUAGGCGCCAUAUAUUUUUGAUUUCAUAUCAUGGAAAAAUAUCCCUUUGAUGCAUAGAGUUGUACUUUCCAAAGUAUGGUUUACACUAUGUGAUGUCACAGAAUGUGACUUCCUGUUCAGAGAGUCCAGCACGGCCAUGAUUUUAGUUCUGUUCAAAUGUCCUGGAAGUCUUUUUAUGGGUUUGAAGUCUACAGUCGUAUGAUUUUUGUCUUUUACACAUUUGGUCAGAUGCUUAGAAACUGCCUGUGUCUUACCGGAGAAGUUGUUGGUAGAAACUUCAGCCUCGGCUAAUUACCAGCCAUUGGUGAGCAGCUGAAGGUAAAUUGUAAGCAGUUGGUACCAUCAAAUCACAGUUCAUGAUUGGACAUGUGAUCCUUUUUGUAUCAUGCGACCGCUA